UAUUUAUAACUAUCUCUCUCCCAAUAAUCUAUAAAAGAAACCCUUUCUAUAUUUUUUUUUCUUUCUCUCUCUUUUUUUUUUUUUCCUCGCUCUUUUUCUUUUUUCAAAUCAAUCCUCUUCUUUAAACAUAAUGCUCCCUUUUGGCUCCAUUUCUCUCUCUCUCUCUUUGUGGUUGCUAAGUAACACUCAAAAAGCAAAAAAAUUACUGAUUUGUCACACAUUAGCUCCCAACAGCUUUCCACAUGGUGUAUACUCUUCUUUGGGGUUCUUCCAACCGCAACUGCAAAACUAUUCUAAGGGUCAAUAUGUCUUCUAUUUUUUUAUUAUUUUGAGGAAUUGUUCUUUUUUAUAUUUUCUUGUCGUCGCCCUUCUGUCUCUUUUUGUAUCUGGACGAUCUAUCUUCAGUCUCUCUCUGAGUGUUUCAAUUUUUGUGUCUGUGCUAGUCUUUCUCAAGGAAAAAAAAAAACUUCAUUCUUUCAUGCACCCUUAGAAAUACAUUUUAACUUUUUUUUAUAAAUAAAAUUGUCC
This is a messenger RNA of Mucor mucedo, 528 nucleotides long. RefSeq lists its product as uncharacterized. NCBI's taxonomy places the organism in Eukaryota, Fungi, Mucoromycota, Mucoromycetes, Mucorales, Mucoraceae. The coding region runs from base 131 to 490 and encodes 119 amino acids. The transcript has 4 exons. The record is from RefSeq and is a predicted model, not a curated record.